Molecule: messenger RNA, 365 nt
Organism: Microbotryum saponariae
Lineage: Eukaryota; Fungi; Basidiomycota; Microbotryomycetes; Microbotryales; Microbotryaceae
Source: the annotation of a GenBank genome assembly
AUGAGACUAUCCGACUUCGGGCUCAUCAACCAUAGAUGGCACAAGAACGAUCGCCACAACAAGUAUGCCGGCUGCGACGCCAUUAUCAGGUGUGCUGGUGCUCAGUGAGCUCGUACGACGCAGUUGCUGCCGACGCGAGCAUGAGUCCCAGAUUUCCACUCGUUCAAGCUGCAACAAUACGUGUGAGUGGCAGCCCACAACUACAGCCCCGCCCAGUCAAUCAUCACCGGUCAUCCAUUGUGCUAUGUCUCAAGCAUUACAUUCAUCCGUGUGAUUCUUCCCCCGAAACUCAAUGACGCUGCGAUGCAUCUCGAGCGACGAGUACUGCUGAGAUUGCGCGCUGUAGGGUCUCUAACCUAGCCUAG